Acanthochromis polyacanthus (spiny chromis) is the source of this 4941-nucleotide messenger RNA. RefSeq names its product brevican core protein-like. Gene Ontology annotation, biological process: cell adhesion. The transcript is spliced from 14 exons. Lineage: Eukaryota; Metazoa; Chordata; Actinopteri; Pomacentridae. The coding region runs from base 184 to 4305 and encodes 1373 amino acids. The record is from RefSeq and is a predicted model, not a curated record. Gene Ontology annotation, molecular function: hyaluronic acid binding.
AACUCCCUCCUUUCUCCUCCGAGUCUCCGGUCGGCAGCUUCCUCCCUUUUCACCUGGCCGCGCAGAGCAUCCAGAGCCGGACAGGAUAGGACAGGAGAGACGCACUGCAGCAAGAAGCCGAGAGGAAGCUGACGGAAAACAGAGUUCCAGCCAAGAAGUGUGUCCAUCCUGCAUCAGCUGGAAAUGCUGCUCAGAAGGUCCCGACAUGUCCACAUUCUUCCACUUCUUUUCAGUCUCACUCUGGCUUUUCCCACCCAAACUCCAUCUUCAUAUGAUGAGGUGCGGCAGCUCCAGGUGAACAUCCCCCACUCAGGUGUGGUUUCCGCCCCACUGGGCAGCUCCAUCUCCAUCCCCUGCCUGGUGUCUCUGUCCUCCAGCGCCUCGUCCUCCUCGUCCCCUCCCGUGGUCCCUCGGGUUAAGUGGACGGUGGUGUCCGGUGGGGUGGAGACGCAGAUCCUGGUGGCUCGAGGUCAGAGGGUGAAGGUCAACGAGCUGUACCGAGACCGAGCGGCGCUGCUCAACUACACGUCGAUCCCCGACGACCUGUCGCUGUGGCUGGGAGAUCUGCGCUCCAGCGACUCGGGUCACUAUCGCUGCGAGGUGCAGCAGGGCCUGGAGGACGCCAGCGACCUCGCACAGCUCAAAGUCAAAGGUGUCGUGUUCCACUACAGAGACGCUCUGGGUCGGUACGCCUUCUCCUUCCAUCAGGCCCGGAGAGCUUGUGUAGCCAUCGGGGCUCAAAUCGCGACUCCUGACCAGCUGCUGGCGUCUUAUUACGACGGAUACGAACAGUGUGACGCCGGCUGGCUGGCAGAUCAGUCCGUCAGGUAUCCAAUCCAGGUGCCCCGUGAAGGUUGCUAUGGAGACAUGGACGGGCAGCCAGGAGUGAGAAACUACGGGACGAUGGAUCCGGAUGAUCUGUUUGACGUUUACUGUUAUGUGGAACAAAUUGAUGGGGAGGUGUUCCACGACUUCAUCCCUCAGCAGAUCUCGUUCAGUGAAGCUCAGUCGUACUGCAGAGCAGCAGGAGCAGAACUGGCUACGACAGCUCAGCUGUACUUGGCCUGGAGUGAAGGACUGGACCGAUGCAGCCCCGGAUGGCUGUCUGACGGCAGCGUGCGCUACCCCAUAAUAACCCCUAGAGAGCGCUGUGGAGGGGUCCAGGCAGGCGUGAAAACCAUCUACCGCUUCAGCAACCAGACGGGUUUCCCAGAACCGACCAGCCUGCAUGACGUUUACUGUUUCAAAGAAAACAGAAAUGCUUCCACCGACUCUCCGAUGGACUACAUGGCCACAGAAGAUGUCGGACAAAAUGUUGUUAUUCUGCUGGAGAAAGAUCAAGAGCUUCAAAUGAACCAACAAACAGAACACGUGGAGCGAGAGGCCCAGAGUGUGCUCGAAUCUUUGCCCUUUUUCUCUGUUCCAUCGCCUACUGAAGAAAACCUCGUCGACACUCAUCCAACGGUCACAUCAGACACGACAGAGUCUCCCAUCAACACCACGUCAAUGCUGGACGUCCUUCAGCCAUUCGGUGGAACUUUAUCUCCUACAGAACCGAGCCACGACUCAACUCUGAUGAACAGCACAGUCAGCAGCACAGACGUGAUGGAUUCCCACCAGAACUCCAGCUUCACCUUCCACCAGUUAGAGCUUGAAGGAACCACAGCAGAACCUCAGACGCAGAACCAGACGGUCCAAGACGCCAGCGAAGAUGAGAAAACGCUGCAAGCAGAGGAGCUGGAAGAAAUACAAGAAGCCGAGUUUAAUUUUAAUGCAUCGCGAGCCAAUUACAGUGAGACGGAGAGCAACCACACUCAGGAGGAGAGUUUCUGGGAGGUGACCUCUGACCCCGUGGUGCAGGUGAAGCUGGAGGAGGCAGCAGAAGAAGAAGAUGUGCAGAUAACGCUCACAACUCAGGCGUCAAAAGAAGAGGAAGAACCAACCCAAACUAUCAAAUCUACCAUCGAGGCAGUCACCUCACUGUGGGCCCACAUGGAUGGAUCUGGAGAUAUGCUUCAAGAGAGCGACCUUGAUGUGGCAGCAGUCAGCGUCAUGUCCACAACAGAUUCUUCCACCUCCAGCUUCACCACUCACCCGUCUCCUUCUGCCUCAGCUAGCAGCGUUUCUUCUGAACCUCGGACCACAUCUCCAGAUCCAACCCUCUCAACUGGGCCUCACCAUUCUGACAACUUGGGCAUUGAUGUCUUUUCCACGGCAUCCCAGCUGUGGGAGUCCAUUUCUAGACAGGAGGGAAGCACAAGCUUAGAAGCUGAAGACACGUUCACCUUGGAAAGCGAGGAAAAACAGCUGGACACAACAACAUCCACAGACCAGCUGGUUUCUGGCGUGAGUUUAGCUACAACUGAGUCUCCAGAGGUCUUGAACGCCUCUCGUUCUCCUUCCACCACGUCAGGAUAUCAUACGGCAGAUUACAGAGUGUAUUUGGAUACUGUGACCAGCGUUUACGAAGAGGCAAGUGGACAUGAACCUGGUACAGUUACUAGCACCCUUCGAGAAGAUAUUAAAUUUGCCCCAAAUGUGGAAGAAGAGAUUAAAGUUUCCCCAACUAUCGAAUGGGAAGCCAAUGGUUCCUUGAAUGGUUCGUUUCUUGUCCUUGAAGAAGAGGCAAAUGUGUCCUCAACGCUUGAAGAGGAAGCUGCUGCCCCAUCAGUUUCCCUUGAAGGAGAACUUGAUGUUGUUGAAACAGUUGAGGAAGAAGUUCAUGUUGCCCCAACCACUGAAGACAAAACCAAUGUUGCACCAAAACUGGAGGAGGAAGAAGGUAGUGUUCAGCCAAACCUCGAAAAGGAAAAUAAUGUGGCCCCAACACUUGGGGAAGAAGAUAAUGUUCCUCCAACUCUUCAGGAAGAAGAUAAUGUUGUCCCAACACUUGAGGAAGAAGAAAAUGUUCCUCCAACCCUUGAGGAAGAAGAUGAUGUUCCUCCAACCCUUGAGGAAGAAGAUAAUGUUGUCCCAACACUUGAGGAAGAAGAAAAUAUUCCUCCAACCCUUGAGGAAGAAAAUAAUGUUCCUCCAACUCUUAAGGAAGAAGACAACAUUGUCCCAAGCCUUGAGGAAGAAGCCAACGUUUCCGCAACUCUUGAGGAAGAAGCAAAUGUUCCUCCAGCUCUUGAGGCCUUCACCCUCUCACCUCUAAACUCUCAAACAUCUCUGUGGGCUCUGCUGUCCACCACAACUGGACCCCAAGAAUCUCUGAAUGAGCUCGAGUACAGCCGUGAAACGUCCUCCACAGCAGCUUCAGAUCCGUCCCCGAGAACCAGAUCAACUGCCGCCACCGUAAAGAUGACCACCACCACCACAUCCACCACCACGCACUGGUCCAGACGUACCUGGAGCCCGGCCACCACCACACCCAGAGUCCGCCACGAGAUCCCACCGGUGGAUCACGGUCUGCUGGAUGUUGAGAUGAGUCUCACCCAGCCGCCCACUCUGCUUAUCUUGCCCAAUGAGAGGGCAGCUGUGGGCGGUGCGGGGAAAGCUUCAGACGCCUGUGAGGACGACCCCUGUCUGAAUGGAGGCACAUGUACCGACCGAGGAGGGCAGAUUAAAUGUCUUUGUUUGCCAACAUAUGGAGGAGAUUUCUGUCAGAGGGACCUGGAGCGAUGUGAACCAGGCUGGGACAAGUUUCACGGUUUCUGCUAUCGACACUUCGGCCAGCGUCUGAGCUGGGAGGUUGCAGAGCAGCACUGUCGCAUGAUGGGAGCUCAUCUGGUGUCCAUCAUGACCCCCGAAGAACAGAGUUACAUCAACAGCAACUACAAAGAAUACCAGUGGACGGGUCUGAAUGAUAAAACCAUUGAGGAUGAUUUCCGGUGGUCUGAUGGCAAUCCACUGCUAUAUGAGAACUGGUACAGAGGGCAGCCAGACAGCUACUUCCUCUCUGGAGAAGACUGUGUGGUGAUGGUUUGGCACGAUGACGGCCGCUGGAGCGACGUUCCCUGCAACUAUCACCUUGCAUACACCUGCAAGAAGGGCACCACCUCUUGUGGUCCACCACCAAAGAUCCGAAACGCCUCCAUAUUCGGAAAAGCUCGACAGAGAUAUGAGACCAAUGCCAUCGUGCGUUAUCACUGUGCAGAUGGUUUCCAGCAAAGACUAAACCCUCUGAUCAGGUGUCUCUCUGGAGGCAUUUGGGAGAGGCCCCAGAUCCUGUGCUUCCCUGAGGCUGGAGGCCCAACGCAGCACCCCGAAGUGACGUCGCCGACCGAUGACAACUUUGCAGCAGCUGAAGACGACUUUGAGGCCACUAAAGAAACGCCACAGUACUGGGACAUCAAGUUUUAAAAGCCGGCCAUGCUUGUCUUGUCUUGUUUUCUUCAACUCUUACUGUAACAAAACACGGUGUAAAAAUAAAUCCAGUGCUUUUACCAAUGAACGCUCAAACAGGACAAAAUCAACCACAGAAGCAUAAAGACACAAACUGAAGCUUCCUAUCAGUCAACCAGAAUGAGACUGAGUGCACACACGGGGAGUCAAACAUUCCUACUUCUUGUCGUUUUUUAAUAUUUUCUACUGUUUUUUGGUUUUAAUGCAGUGAGUGAUAAAAUGUAGCUGAUUACAAAAAGAAAUGUGUGAACUCUAAAUCUACAUUAAUAACAGUUCUCUUUGUGGUUUUUGUUACAUCAAGAACCUUUUAACAAAAUGGUGCUAAAGUCUUCAAGACACUCUCAAAGUAUCCAGUAGAAAUGUCUGUUUUUAUUGUGACAUGUUUUGUCAAAGAAUCCCACAACUCCAAAGUCAACCUUAAACCGUCAGUCGGUACUGUACAUGUGUUAGUUUUCACUCCUGUGAUUGCUGUCCGCAUUUUUCUGAGAGGAACCUUUGUUUUCUGGCAGACACAGUUUUGUUCGUCAGCUUUAUGUUGUAAUAAAGUUUUGUAGAACAGAGCAAAGAAUAAAUCAUUCUCUUGUUUUACCCUUA